CACGACCAUCUUCGAUCCUACUUUCCGUCCCUACACACAAAUCACAAAUCUUCAGCGAAGAGACCACCACGACAUCGAUACAAUCGAGACUCGUCCCCAUUCGAAUCACCUAUCAAGACUGACUCCCAGACACGCCGACAAGAUGUUGCUGAAAUCACUCGCCGCCGCCGGCCUGGCGAUUACGGCCACGCAAGCCUUCGUCAUCGUUCCCGAAAUCUCCGACGCCGAUACCGAUAUCGUCAACUCCCUCCCCUUUGAGCAGCCGUCCUCUGAAAUGGGCCUCGCGAGCCACCGCGUCAAGGUUGACUGUCCCGGAUGUCCCUUGACCAUGCGGCACCAUGACGGCCGCUCUCACACAAUGGCCAACAUCGACAACCACCUCGAGCUGACCUUCUCCAUCGACACCGACACUUCCGGCGUCGACCAUCUCCUCGUCAACGACUUUGAGCUCUACCCAAAGCCCGCCUCGUGGUACAAGGCCCUCCGCGCCCCUCAGAUCCCCGACUUCACCGAGGCCGCCACGAAGCACCCUCGCAUCGCCGACCCCAACACUCCACAGCUGGGCUACAGCCUAGGUGUUCGCCCCGUUGCCAAGGACGCCGAGCAGCAGCUUGAGCUUGUCGAGAUUGACCUCCAGAUCAUUGAGGUCGGAAACAGCUUCGUCAGCGAUGUCCCCAACGUCAAUGUCAAGCUUAUUAAGUCCCCCACCGGCAACCUCAUGAUCGCCAACGUCGAGCAGACCGAGACCUCGGUCCCAUCCCACCGUGAGGAGGAGCACGUUGAGGCGCCCGCCGAGGACUGCACCACUUUCUACUGUAGAUGGCGCGCCGCCAUCCUGAACAAGGUGCACCGUAUGAAGCAUUGCGGAGGCCGCAAGAAUCGUGGGGGCAUGCGCGGCCAACAUCGUCACGGCCACCACAACGGCCAGAUUAGACAUCACCACCACACCUGGGGUCAGCUGGCCAAAAACAUUGCAUCCCACAUCCUGCUCCCCGUUCUCAUCGGCAUCGUUGCUGGCGUCAGUGUUAGCAUCAUUGGCAUGAUGGUCGGCACCUUUGUCGUCUGCCUCUGGCGCGUUUUCGUCCGCCGCCAGCCCCCCUUCUCCCGCCGUCACUGCCGUCGCCGUGCACGCAAGUCUGCUCAUCGCGAGUCUGGUGCCGUCGAGGAGAAGUCUGAGCUCAUGGCCGAGACAGAGUCCCUGCCCCCUUACAAGGACGACGAGGAGGAGACCUCCAAGACCGAGACCGCUCAGGUCUAGGGGAACCGAGCCCAAUAUUGAAAAUUGCAAGAAAAAGAAGAUGGAGAGAACAAAAAAAACCUAACCUCCCAAGCGCGAUACUGACCUGAUGAUACCACUUUUCCUUUGACCUUGUUUUUCUGCUUUUUUAUUCACCUCUGGUCACGCCCUGGACAACACCAAGAAAUUCAAAACACCCUACAACAAAACACAGAACACAGAUUGGACAAGAGUGGAAACCACACAACUUAUAAAUAGGCGGCGUUCUCAUGUUCAUUGGGUGGGAUUGGCAAAUCAGAAGGGAUUUAUUUCUUUUUCUUUAGCACUCGUCGACGCAUCACGUUUUGAUGUUUUGACACGCUACGUUUGGAAACUUACGGAACGUGUGCUGGCUGGGUCAUGUCUGAUCAAACGCAAGUAACACGUAACACACUCUCUCUUCCCACCUGAGGGACUGGUUCUGCUAUUGAGACUACGCGAGGACCACAAAGACGCCAGAACGGCAGCAGUUGGGACUAGAUAGUUGUAUCCAUAGGCACCAAAUGCUCACAUUCCUUGAAUCGAGAUUUCC
Molecule: messenger RNA, 1808 nt
Organism: Colletotrichum destructivum
Lineage: Eukaryota; Fungi; Ascomycota; Sordariomycetes; Glomerellales; Glomerellaceae
Exons: 2
Coding region: 143-1258 (371 amino acids)
Source: RefSeq, a predicted model, not a curated record